Molecule: messenger RNA, 5322 nt
Organism: Debaryomyces tyrocola
Lineage: Eukaryota; Fungi; Ascomycota; Pichiomycetes; Serinales; Debaryomycetaceae
Source: the annotation of a GenBank genome assembly
AUGAUUGAUGAUAUGAUAAUUUCAUUGAUUUAUCAAGAAGCAGACGAAAAGUUGUUGAACACCUUAUAUGAGAUAUUUACGUAUCUCAAUAGUGCAAAAUUGGCUAGAUUUACAUUAGAAUACUUGAUAAGCGGAAACGACGAAAGUGAUGAUUUGUUUGGAUUAAUACCCGUUGAGAACUUGUGUAAACAAAAGUAUAAGCUAUUAUUGCAGAGACUUCAUAUUUCAAAACCAUCAUCAUCUGACGGAUAUGAUACAAAGGAAUUAGAACGAAUAAAAGAAAAGCUAGCCUUCUUAGAACCCAUAAAGGCCGAUUAUAAUACACUGAUUGAAAAUACAACUAAUUUGAAGACCGUAAAUAUAAAUAUUGAAUAUGCUCAACGUGACCUUAAUUGGACUUCUGUUAUUAAUGACAUCAAUAAGACAGUUAAACACUUACAAGAUAAAGAAAAAUCACAAGAAUUAUCGAGAUUAAGAAUUAAAGAUUUGGAUCCGUAUUUACUAACUGAAAAUCCAAUAGAGAGAGUUAGAUUUACCAUUCCGGUCCCCGAGGAUGAUUCCGCACACGAUGAAACAAACCUUGAUGUGGAGAAGAACAACUUAAAUGAAGUAGAUAAAGAGAAUAAUGAAGCUCCAGACGGAGAAACUCUAAUCGAUGAGGUUUCUAACCAUAUCAACUCCGACGAUGAAAUAUUUGUAGAGGCAAAAGAAUUUUUGGGGAAAGAAAUAAGCGAUGGAAAAGAAACACAAGACUCAAAGGACACCUCGGAAAAAGAUGUAGAGGGAUCUACAUGCGCACCUGAUCAUAUACUUGUCAAUAGAGAACUUAUAGAAGGAGAAAAGCUUAUGUCUGAAGAAAAUGCAGUAUCAAAAUCUGCACCCAUAAUCCAAAGAUCAUCGAAAAGAGUAAGAUACAGAAAUGAGGAAUCAUCUAUGGAAACGAAAGACGUAGAGAUAACAAGAAGUUGUUUUGUUGAGACAGAUCGUUUUUUUGAGAGUUUGAAUCUGUAUUUAGACCUUUUUAACAAAGAGGCUGCCACAAAUCUAGCGCUUAGGAAUAUAGUUAAUAUUUAUGUUCCUGAAAAUAACAAUAACGAUGAAAAUAGGACAGAAGGCUAUGUUAAUGACUUUUUGUUUAUUCUUAACGAUUGGAAUACUAGAAAGUAUACCCAUUCUUUAUUUGUGGAUGAUGAUGCUCCAGCAGGCUCAGCAGCUAGUAAAUCUACGGAAGAUGAAAAAAUCAAGUUAAUGGAAGUGUUGAGUACGUUUGGAAAUAAGGGAGAUUCGUUAAACCUGGAUUUAUCUAAGGAUAUAAAAGAUAUUUCGUCGUACGAAACUACUGAAGAGAUCCAAAAAUUUCUACAUGAUAUAAAUGAAAACCCAUGCCACUACGAAGAACUUAAGCUACUUAUUUUACGCAAACUUUUAAGUAUCCAAUGCCCUAAAGGGGAUUUUAAAGGACAUGGAGCAUAUUGUUUAAUAACUGAUACAAUUUGGAACCCUAAGCUUUAUGAUAGGAUUAAGGAAUGGACAAUACAAUGCGAAUCAAUUAUUUUGAAUCAUUUAAAGAUGGAGGGUUGCGAUGCGCUAAGUACAAGUCGUAUGAUUGAUGAUUUCUCGUUUUCUGUGGCUAUAUAUGAAAUAUUGGUGGAUACUUAUAUUUCGAUUAAGGACCAGAUAAAUAAUAUGACAUCUUUAAAUUACAAAAGGACUACUCAUAAACCGAAUAAAGCCACCUUAAACAAUAUUUCUUUAGAAUUAGUCAAAAUUGGAGACAAAUUAUACCGAUGGACUCAGCAUUUCGAGGACUUAUUCGAGAAAAUAGAUUUAUCUUGUGCCAUGCUGAACCAAGAUUUUUUUACACAUUACUGCAGAUAUAAAUGGUCUUUUAUAUAUAAGGAGAAAUCGCAAAAUACAAUAUGGCAGGAGAAAGAGUUUAUAAUGUCUCAGCUACACGAAUUACAUGAUAAUAUUCUGACAAGAAAAGAAGGUGAGGCACAUAUUUCUUUACCAAAUUAUGAAAAUAUUAAUGAAAUAAGUGUCGACACUAUCAAAACACAGGUAACAACAACGUCAAUAUUAUCAAUAUUAGCAAAGAUAUUAUAUGCUAAACCGGGAACAAAUAAUGAUGAGGCAAUACAUCUUUUAGAAACUAUAUUAAUUAGCGAUUCAUCUCCUAAUGAAUCAAUUGAAGCAUUGCCCCUAAAUAAAGAGGUUAAUACAUUUGAUAAGGAUGCCCUUGUUGCCAUUAAAGAUUUUUUGGAAGAAUCUCCAGUUGAUAUGAAGUUAAGCUCAUGGAAUAUUUUAUUCCUGUAUUACGAUGAAAACAACCAGUUUGCUAAGUUCCAACAUGGAUUCGAACAAAAUGUAUCCUUUAUCUUAAACUAUUUGAACAGUAAAACAUAUAAUGCACUUACAGGUACAAAGUUUGAAACUUUGGCAAAAGUAUUAGGUUCAUAUGGUAAACAUGUUCGGAUCUUUUUAAGCCACUUGAGAGAGAAUAAUUGGAAACUAUCCAGAGAUCUGCAUAGAACACCACUAUCUAUUGAACGUACGUUCAGUGAAUUGCUUAUGCUUUUUGAACUAUUCUACUUGUUUAGCAUUCACGAAGAGGCUGCUUUAAUAUCAAGUUCUAAGUUGUCUGUUAAAGCUAGAUCGAACAAAGCAUAUGAGCGGUUCAAAGAUAUAUUCAUAAGUACAGUCUCAGUAAUUGUUAUCUACUAUAAAGAAUUAUUAAUGAAUACUGUUAAAAUAGAAGAAGGUAAAGUACCCAGUAAGAUUGAAAAAACUAUUGGUAAUCUCAUAUGUGAUUUCCAUGAACAAUUAGGUUGGAGAAGGGUAUGUGAUUCUGCAGAAGGAUUAUUUUUGAACUUGGCUCAGGAUAUAUUGGUAGCAUUCGAUAAUAAUAUAUUCGAGAAACAGUUAGCUCAACUUAUUUCAUGUCGGUAUCAUUAUAGCGUCAGCAUUGAUACUUUUACACCGUCAGAUCACGAAACUAAAAAGACUGCUGAAUUUGAUUUAUCAUCCACACAGAAAAUGGCUGAUUUUAUUUUGCCCUUGUGCUUCAAGAAGAAUCCGUUAAAAGCAACGCCCAAAUCGGACAUGAAAUUAUUAAUUGACGAAUUUUAUGAAGUUGUAGGAGAUCCUGAUUUUGAUUCAUGUGAAAUCCUCAGUAGGAAUGACUCUUUAUUUGAACAUUUUCUUGAAUCAACAUCAAUUACUUCUAGAUUUCUUCGUGAUACAUUUUACGGGUUGGAAGAAUUAGAUUUCCGUAAUCCACCUGAUAACGCUAAUAUAAUUCGAAACGGUUUAUAUUAUAUGCAAGGGCUAUUGAUGUUUGCUUCUUACAAGAUUAGGAAAAAAUCAACCCAAAGUAGGGCUGUUGAACUAGAAAAUAUUAUUAUGUUGUUGAAAAAUGAUUUAAUUUACUGUACGAAUAGAAUGGAAAGUUGGUUUUUAUUGGGUCAAGCGUAUGGAUUUUUGGUUGAAGAUGAUUUGAUAUGGACAUCAGAUAAGUUAACAGUACCAGAAAGAAAGAUAGGUACAGCAAACCUUCAAAGAAAAUCAUUGAUAUGUUAUUUGAUGGCUAUUAAUGAAUCGACGAAGGCAAAGACAAAGGAGAAUCCCCCCUUGAAAACUACAAUAGGGUCUCUUAUGGCAUUGUUCUCUAAAGAAAUGUAUAAUGCAGCAAUGAAGCCGAUGGAUAUGCAUGCAUUUAAAGUUCAGAAUAAUCCUCGGUUUAUAAAAAAACCCACUGGUGCUACUUUUGUCAGCGUAUCUACAAGUUCUGUGAAUUCUAACCUCUGCUUGAAAGUUAUUCAACAAUCAUUACAUAUAGCUAUCAAGUCGAAAAGAAAUGAUUGGACAUAUUAUUAUUACCUUUCUAAGGUUCAAAGAAAAUUGAAUAAAUCACCGGAAAUAGUUCUAGAUACGUUGCAACAAGCUUCGAAGAUAGCUAAAGAGCAAUCAAAUCCAUCAGAUCCUAUUAUUGAACCUCACUACAAAAAGUGUUCCUUAAUUUAUAAGUAUGUAAAGGAGGGUUCGUUAAGUUUUCAGUUGGGAUUGGAAUUUCUCAAAAAUGACCCGGUGAUCAAUUACGAAAAGGGCAAUAAAUCUAUCGAGAAGCCAAUAGACUUUUAUGAAAUUAUUGUGGAAUGCCUCAAGACUGUAAUAUCUUAUGAUAAAAAAAGAUGGCAUCAUAAGCCUAGGUAUAGACUAGCAAAAGUAUUAUUUGAAGAAUUCGGUGAAAUCACUGAGGCGAAAGAGGAAAUUUCAUCAAUCGUGUCAUUGAAAUCAACAAAUAAAACGUUGGUUCUGAUAUGGAAACCCGAAAAUGAAAGACCAGGGAAACACUUCUACUAUACAUUCCAAUAUGCACAUUUCUAUGUGGUAUUGCUCUCGAGUGAAAGGAAUUUAAUAGGCCUAAUACAAAUGCUUCCGAAGUUACGACGUUCGAAUUCAAUUAUGGUAUCGCUAUAUACCUUAUGGGAAACAUUAUGUUCAUCAAUUUGUAAAAUCAUCAGAAAUCUGCUUAAAGUUGAUGAAGGUUUUACGGAAAGAUUCAUGCUGUCUCUAGCUUACCAGAAAUUUAUGGUGAAUUCAAAGUCAUUUUUAGAAAAAAUGAAGGGUGAUGGGGUACCUGGAGAGUUACAGACACAUUUAUGUUUCCUUCAUGCUAUUACUGAUAUGAAAAAAUUAAAUAAUGGAUUCGGCCCAACAUCAUUAAUUGACGACACAAUGGUCGCAAUUUUUAUUAGAAUCUAUUUGCAUUUUGAGAAACAACUGAAUAGUUUGAAACCAAUGGGCACCCCUGAACCAACAGAAUCUCCGAAUGAAAAGACUAAAAAGCUUGCUAAAAGAGAUUUUUUCCCCCUCAUUUCUGAUAUGUUGAAGACUUUCAGAAGGGAUAUCGAGAAUAUUUUAAAAGAUCAGCCCAGUAUUUAUAAUGACUUUGUAACUUGCUCAGAUAAAGAAGUAGAGAAGGAAGAUGAUGUCAAUUCUAAAAUCUUAGAAGAAAAACAAAAUAGGGAAGGAAUUAAAACACCUGAAUUAAAUAUGGAUAGUGCCAAUAUUGAGUUUGUGUCAGAUAAACAUAUAACUCAAAACAAAAUAGAAGCUGAUACUAUUCUUCAGGAAAACAAUGAUAAAUCUCCAAAAUAUGAUGACCCUAAUGGUAAUGAAAAUUCUAUUGCUGAUUCUAGAGUGAGAACACUAGAUGAAAUGUUAUUUAAUAAGAACUUAGAUAAAGAGGUUCAAGGAGAGUCCCCGACGGCAAAAAAACAAAAGUUGAGUAGUGAUCACCAUGACUCUGCAUCAGAGUAA